Molecule: messenger RNA, 5281 nt
Organism: Rosa chinensis
Lineage: Eukaryota; Viridiplantae; Streptophyta; Magnoliopsida; Rosales; Rosaceae
Product: laccase-6
Exons: 7
Coding region: 3349-5073 (574 amino acids)
Biological process (GO): lignin catabolic process
Cellular component (GO): apoplast
Molecular function (GO): copper ion binding; hydroquinone:oxygen oxidoreductase activity
Source: RefSeq, a predicted model, not a curated record
ACAACUGACAACUCCAUAACCCCACAAAAAAAAAAAAAAAGGGACCCCAUAUUCCAUUCCAGCUCCCAAAACUCCGUUAAAGACUCGAUCUUUUUUUCCGAUCAAAACCCACCGACGACGAUGGAAACCAACAACUGCAUGUCGGUGCUGUCGUGCGUCAGCACCAACGUCGCCUCGGCCUUCUUCGCCUCCCUGGAGCGCUGCUCCUGCAUCAACCUCAGCACCACCGAUUUCGAAGACGACGACAACAACAUCAUCAGCGCCGCCGCCGACGACCACGGCUCCCUCUUGCUCUCCUCCGGGCCCACCUCGGAGACGGCCCAGCCCAAUCUCAAUCUCAAUCUCAAUCAGCCCGCCCCGGCCGCCCACGAGGUCGCCGCCUGAUGUUAACCGCUCACGGUGAUUGUACAAUACCUUUUUCUUGAGGAAGAAGAAGAGAAGAAUAAUUUCACUGUUUUUGCUUCCUAGUUGUGUGGAAUGUGUAUGUGUAUGUGUAUGUAUCUUUGUUAGAAAUUGUGAUCGUGUUUGGGUUUGUAUCACAUUUUGUGUUAGUGAAAUGAAUUUUGUAAAUUGGUGUGGAAAUUUUGUGUCUUUACAACCAUCAUAUGUGAGUAGUAGUUUGGAUUUUUCGUUUAUGAAUUGAAUUCCUAGAACUGAUAUAGUAUCGGAAUUUGUUUUUUCUACAGCUGUGAUUGUGAUCCCAUUUCUUGUUAUUUCAAUUUCGGCUUAGAUUCUUUGCUUGUGGCUAGCUACUGAUGAGAUUCCCUUUAGUGGGUUUAGAUUGUUGCAAGGUUCGAUCUUUCCUAUAUGGGAAUGGAAACCCACCUAGGAUGGAUUCUCUUAUGCUUGGUGCAGCUUUGGAGUUUUUGGUGUGGUGUCUUUUUUAUGAUAAGUCGAUGAGUCUAUGCAGAGGUCUUGGAUGUCUGUACCAAUUUUGUGUUUGCUAGAUUCGGUAUAUUUGUUUCAAUGUCAAUUGUCCAACUUCUGGUGGGUUUAUGUUGAACUUUGCUUGAAAAUGGGAUUCUAUCUGCAAACUCGCACAGCGGUUAGCGUAUCUUAUUCAAUAGGGUAUUGACUUGUUUGAUGCAUCUUGUGGUAACUGGUUUUGGUGUUCAUUGAUGGUUCUUCUCUCUAGGUGUUCUGUGACUUGGUAAACUGUAGACAUAUGGGAAGAAAGGAACUUAACAAUUCACCUGCAUGGGGGUGAAGUUUAUGUCUCCAUAUGGCUGACAAAGUCUCAUAUUGAUGGAGCUUGAUGUGAUCCUUAUUUUCCUUGUAGAAUUCCUUUUGAGUAUCUAUAUUGGCUAGUGUUCUUUUUGGUCGGUAUUCAGUGUUGUGGUUCUUGUUCAUUUCAAAGACUAGCUAACAUUUAGGGGCAAGCAGAAUUUGCAACAUGAAUGACAGUAAAAGGGCCUAGUAGUAUGUUUCAGACUGUUCCUGUUGUAUUUUUUUUUCUCCAGCACAGUAAUGACAUGUAAUACAGUACAUUUUCUGUAUUGAAGUUUCAAAGUUUUUCCAGGUUUGAUGAUCUGUGUCGUGACAUGAUGUACGACAAAAAUGAUUAUAUAGUAAGAAUUACCAGUCUGAUCAAGCUCUGCUUCCAUUAAUGGAAGAUUUUGCGGUACAUUCCAUUAAUGCAAGAGAUCUGCUGCAAUAUGCGACAAAAUCUGUUCAAACUUUCGCAGAUUUGUCAUUGUUUCCUUAACAGGUAAUUUUUAUCUUCAUGACAGAACACUGUAAUAGAGUCUUGUAUUGAUUUGAGUUUUGCAUACAAGUAUGAGUGUUCUAAGUGGUGGAAAGUUACCUAUGGUAUUCAAAUGAAAACUUCACCAGGUAUAGUAAAUUCAUACUGUGUUCCUGCGGCUGCUCGAAUCAAAUAUUAUUGAGCAACAAAUCUCUCCUCAAGGAUCAUCUCUAAAACAUAAACCAGAAGGGAAUUAAAUAUCAGGAGUACGAAAACAAACAUACAUGGAUGUCCGCUUUGCCAAGUUGUAGGCUACAACUUGAUGCACUCAGAAGUAUGGUUUAUGGUCUUGUCGAAAUUGAGAUGUUGUACUGAAGUUAGCAUGUUUGGUUUGGGAUGAUUGUUUCAACAUAUUGGCAAGAAAGAUUAGGCGGUACUGAAUCAACUGCAGGGGGGAAUAAUCGAAGGAGGAUGAAUAUGCAGAACUUUCAGAUUAUGGAAAUUUUUUAUGCAAGAUCAUGGAAUUAUUAAUCACAAUGCAUUACUAUGUUAGAUUUCCACUACACAUUUGCAGGAAGGAAGGAGAUACAUUAGCCAUUAUUCAAUAAGUCCAAAAACAAAUCACUUAUCUUCAUUAUCUCUCCAAAAAAUCAGCAUCACAAUGCAACGCUGGAUUAUAUACAGCUUUGCUCGCUUUCCCUUCAAGAUUCUAUCUCUUGGAACUGCAACAUUGGAUUCUCUCCGCGGAGGUAAAGGCAGACACCCCAUCUCUCUUCUGCAGAACAGAACGAAUCCUUUUCAACAGUUGAAUCAGAACGGGGCAAAGGGCUCAUAUGUUCCAUUAAACCAUUUGAAAGUUUUCUUGUACAUUAAACACAACGGCUAGUUUCCACUCUAAUGAGGAUCAUAUCGAAAAACUAUUUGUCUUUCGAUAUAAUAGAUUCCAUGGGAAAAUCACAGUUCUAAUGAAGGUGGGGUUAGGAUGUGAAGGCGUGCAAAAACUGUUCUUAUGAUUUUGAGUCGAAGGGUCUGUCUAUCUAAAGCACAUCACAAAAUCCCAUCCGUCACUUUUCUCUCCAUUUUCAUAUAACAGAUUUACAGACACAAAACUGUUUUGCUUUACCAUAGAUAUGGUACAACACAAUGAUAUAUGGUCACUGACCAUAUGCUUGUAUAUAAAGACUGACCAUUCUAAAAAGGGUUUGGAUCAAACUAGGGAGCUAAAGGAUAUCUAGGUAGACACUGAUAGACAAUACAAAGGGUAUAGGGGAGGCAGCUGUUAUGUUCAGGUGUGUCUAUGUUAUUGGUCAAAUGACAUGAUUGAACUCAACAAAGGAGGAUAUUGACAGAAAAAGAAGAGUGAAAUUUCUUUUAGGAUAGAGAACUGUUAAGACAUUCCCCACAUAGGGGUCACAUUGAAUAAUCACAUCCCCAACAGCUUAUUAUCACCAAUGCCAUGUUAGAGAAAUCAUGAAAGCUGACAAACAUGAUACUCCUGGAAGAAGAAGAACCCGUGCUUUUUCUCUCUUCCAAUCAAACUUUACAGUAGACAAAAGAGAAAAGGCAGGCAAAAUAAAAAAGUAUAAAAUGGUUUCAUCGACUCACUCUAUCAAACAACCCUCCAGCCCUCUCUAGCCACUAGUCAGAUCUCUUUGUGGCUGAAAAUGGUGAACUUUUCCACUUCAUUUCUUCUAUGGCUAAGUUUAUCGUUGAUCCACGGUUACAAUGUGCUUGUUAUGGCACAAUGCCCUAGUGGAGGACCAGCCAAGUUCUAUGAUUUCAAGGUACAAACCACAAGAGUUGCUAAACUUUGCACCAGCAAAGAUAUGGUGACUAUCAAUGGAAUGUUCCCAGGGCCGGUUAUUUAUGCUCAAGAAGAUGAUAGAAUCAUUGUCAAAGUAACCAAUGAGACACCUUACAAUACCACAAUUCACUGGCAUGGUGUGAAGCAAAAGCUGUCAUGCUGGUUUGAUGGACCUUCGUACAUCACGCAAUGUCCGAUUCAAGCUGGCCAGAGUUUUACAUAUAAUUUUACAAUGGUGAAGCAGAAAGGCACCUUUUUCUGGCAUGCUCAUGUUUCAUGGCUAAGGGCAACCGUCUAUGGUGCCCUCGUAGUUUAUCCCAAAACCGGGGUUCCUUACCCAUUCAAAGUGCCUUAUGAAGAACGUAUCUUAAUACUAGGGGAGUACUGGCUUCAAGAUGUUGUACAACUUGAGCAUGAGACUGUAGCAAGCGGAGGACCUCCUACACCUGCAAAUGCCUUUACAAUCAAUGGCCACCCAGGCCCCAAUUACAACUGCUCCAACAAUGAUGUAUAUCAAAUUGAUGUGGUAUCUGGGAAGACAUACAUGCUACGGCUAGUACAUGCAGGCUUAAAUGUAGAGAGUUUCUUUGCCAUUGCCAAUCACAACCUGACCAUUGUUGAAGCUGAUGCAGAGUACACAAAGCCGUUCACCACAGACCGUGUGAUGCUCGGACCAGGCCAGACUAUGGUAGUCCUGGUCACCGCCGAUCAGCCCCAAGGAAAAUACUCCAUGGCCAUGGGACCUUACAUGUCAGCAAAGGGUGUUAAGUUCCAAAACAUUUCAUCCAUUGCUUACUUUCAAUACUUGGGGGCUGUAACUAAUAGCUUCACUUUACCUGCCAAGCUACCCAGCUUUAAUGAUAAUCUUGCCGUUAAGACGGUAAUGGAUGGAUUAAGGAGCCUAACUGCACCUGUUAAUGUCCCCAGAAAGAUUGACAGUGAGCUAUUUAUCACCAUUGGGUUAAAUGUUCAAAAGUGUCACUCCAAGACACCCAAGGAAAAUUGCCAAGGCCUUAACAAUGGGGUUAUGGCAGCAUCAAUGAACAAUAUAAGUUUUGUGAAGCCUAAAGUUUCAGUCCUGGAAGCUUAUUAUAAGAGGAUAAAUGGGUAUUUCACUGAGGACUUCCCUGGGGUACCCAAGAAGUUUUAUGACUUUGUUAAUGGAGCACCUAAUAGUAUUCCUAAUAAUACAGAGGCAAUAUUGAAUGGGACUAGAACCUUGGUCCUUGAAUAUGGUACUAGAGUGCAACUGAUUUUGCAGGACACUGGGACUGUCACUACUGAGAACCACCCAAUUCAUCUUCAUGGCUAUAGCUUCUAUGUAGUUGGGUAUGGUACUGGGAACUACAAUCCCCAAAAUGCAAGCUUCAACUUGCUGGAUCCACCCUAUAUGAACACCAUUGGAGUUCCAGUUGGUGGAUGGGCUGCUAUUCGUUUCGUCGCUGACAAUCCUGGGGUUUGGUUUAUGCAUUGUCAUUUGGACAUACACCAGUCAUGGGGAUUAGGAACAGUGCUUGUUGUAAAGAAUGGAAAAGGAAAGCUUGAAUCACUUCCUCACCCUCCUGCAGACCUGCCUCAAUGCUAGUGCCAUUGAUUUAUUUAUUUUUUUGGUCUGUUAGUGCCUAUGGAUUUCAAUAGCUGACACAGAAGGAUUGUUGUAACCUUUUACUUUCCAGUCAAGUAUUCUUUGUAUCUUGUAUCUAAUGUGUUACUGUACCAUUUCUCUGAAACUUUUAAAUUGUGGGUGUAAACAAGAAGAAUUAAUGAUGAAUAUAACAAGGGAUUUUUCUCUU